GCUCUUCCCGACCCUGCUGCAGCCCGAAAAAAAAAAAAAAAAGGAACCAAGCAAGCCGACAGCCAUCCCUUGAAAAAAAUCGGUAGAAAGCUUGAAAUUUCUCCUUCUUUUCUUGUUCUAGAACACAUAUAGAACCCAGAAACUUCCCCCCCUCUGCAGAAUUUUCGGAUCUGCCCUGCUCUGCUCUGUCCUUCCACCGGCUGCUCCUGCUUGGUGGGUGCGAAAUUCCCUGAUUUUUCGAUCCCGAAUUUCCCCCUACACUUCCCGCCGACCUCCCCCAAAUUGCAGCUCCGGUUCUGCUGGCUGGAAUUCUGGUUCUUGAUCCUUGGGGCACUUUAGUAUGUGGCUUGAGUACUGGGUUUAUGCGAGUGAGGUAAGUAAAUUAUGGUAACGCACUUUGAUUUUAAAGCACAUUUUAGUUUGUUUUUGAAGUGGUGGUGGGACUAAACCCAUUUUAUACAAAAAUGAGCAUGAUUGAUUUGAAAUAAGAUUAUUAUUCUUUUUAUUGAUUUGAGCAUGCCUUUUUGGAAUUUAUUUAACUGCCCAAUGAUCUGGAAAUUAUCUGUAAAGUAUGAUUUUCUGUUAACUUCUACCUGUUUUGUCUCCAAUAUGGUCAUGUUAUUCGUGUGCCCGUUAGUGGGAGGUUUAUAAACGCUAGCACAUGUCGACAUGUUACUGAUAGAACCGGUUUGUUUCUGUUAUCCUGUUAGUGGGAUUAUACACUAGUAAAUUGUGUAUCUGCCAGUGGGAGGUUCAUAACACUGACCAUGACCUAUAGAAGAGACGUCUAUUUCGUUCCCGUACUGUAUCCCUUUUUCGUGAUUACACUUGUUGGCAUGCUAUAAGUUUAAUUAAGGGCUAUCUAUAUUUUACUUACUGAGUUAUCUCAUAGUUUUUCCUUGUUCACAAUUUCAGGAAGCGAAGUCAAGAACGGGGAAAAACAAGGGGAGUGACGAGUUAGAAGGCUAGCCAUUUUGUAACUUGAAUAUGGAUUUUAGAUAUAGAUCAUGAUCUUGUAAGCAAGAUUUUAAUUGGAGAUUUUAUAAAUUCAUUUAAUGGAUUGUUAGUUUACAAGAGAUUUGAGCUUGAGAUUUUGAGCUUAAGUCAGGUUGGACAUAGAAUUAUUUUGAGAUAUUUGAUUUAAGUUAUUGGAUUGUUUGAUGUAAAUUGGAUAAGUUUCGUGAUUUGUGCAUUUGUGAGACUCUCUCACGAGUGCACGGCGUUUGUUACGCCUCAAAUUUGAGUUU
Molecule: messenger RNA, 1247 nt
Organism: Rubroshorea leprosula
Lineage: Eukaryota; Viridiplantae; Streptophyta; Magnoliopsida; Malvales; Dipterocarpaceae
Source: the annotation of a GenBank genome assembly